AUGGCGACGGCAAGAAAAGGGAGAGAGCUUUUUACUAUUUUGGAAACUAGCGCGGACGCAGAAAGUGGCACGGUGUGCGACAGCCAAGGAUCUCCGCUCAAUCUGUCUGCCGAUCGUGUGAAGUGGUUUGAAAUUCCGUACAGAAAGUCAGACGAGGAAGACGACGGAGUGCGGGAGGAAAGGGGGAAGGUGGUGGUGGAGGACGGCGGCGGCGACGCGGAGAAUGGACUCCAUGACGAGGAGGAAUACGCGGAGGACUGUUAUUAUUCUACCUCCACUAACUGCUCCGACGCCACCUCAAACGAUUCGGAUAUUGAUUUCUCCGAUUUGGAAGAGGAUGAGCGCAGGAGUUUUUUCAGCUUCGGAGACGACCUGGAGGAGGACUGCACUUCACCAGACUUCUGGGGAGAGCCAGAUCAGGUGAUCGCUAUUGAACCUUUCUCCGCUGUCAGCGGCCCUCAGCACUCGCUGGGGGAUGAUGGUGACACCCGUGACUAUUUCCGGAUACUCUUCCCAGAUUCUCUUUUUGAACACAUGGUAGAACAAACAAACAGCUACGCCCUCUAUCGGCAGAGGAGGAGUGGGAAGUCAGACCCUCACUGGCACCCCACUGAUGUCAGGGAGAUGAAAGCUUAUGCGGGCCUCAACAUUCUCAUGGGCAUCAAUCAGCUCCCAGAUAUCGGCAUGUACUGGGCCAGUGACAUUUUCAUAGGCAACGCAGGUUUUAAAAAGACCAUGACUGCCAGGCGUUUUGAGAAACUUACCCAGUAUCUCCAGCUGUGUGACCGUGAGUCUGAGCCUGUGCGAGGGGAGCAUGGCUACGAUGCUCUCUUCAAAAUACGGCCUCUCCUUGAUGUGGUAGAAAACACAAUGUGGGAUGCAUACACGCCUAACCGCUGUCUGACCAUAGACAAGUGUGCCAUUGUCAUGAAGGGACUGUUCUCCUCCACCCAGUACAUGCCCUCCAAACCUCUCAGGAAAGGGCUGACAGUGUGGAUGCUGUGUGACUCACGCUCAGGCUACUGCCACAGGACCAAGAUCUAUGUUGGUAAACCCAGUGAGGAUGAGGCCGUGGCCUCCCUGGGCUACAGAGUGGUGACCUCUCUAGUGCGUGGCCUGGAGGGUCAGUACUGCCAUCUUUUCAUGGACAGCUUCUUCACCUCUGUACCCCUCCUCCAAAGGUUGCUUAGGGACGGACUGUACGCCUGCGGGCCUACGCAACCGGCCCGUAAAGGUUACCCAGAGGUCCUAAGGCCUCGUAAUGUUGGAAAGCUGGCCCAGGGGGAGUUUUACCAGUGCCAGCAUGGCAACUUGGUUGCCACAGUGACACGAGAUGUCAGGGUGGUUAACUGUCUUUCGACCAAUUCCGCUCCAGGGAUCGUAGGAAUUAGUCCAGAAAGGGAGCAGCAUGACAUGGAUGGGGAGGGGGAGAGCGACAGCAUGGACAGCACCAGUUUGUCUUUUGGUGUGCCCAGGCCUCUACCCUUGCUGCUGUACCAGGAGAACAUGAGGGGAGUGGACCUCUGUGAUCAGCUGAGGGAGUGCUAUCAGGUCGGCAGGCCAUGUAAGAAGUGGUGGCGCUACUUCCUGUGGUUUUAC
Cynoglossus semilaevis (tongue sole) is the source of this 1599-nucleotide messenger RNA. Its product is annotated as piggyBac transposable element-derived protein 4-like. Lineage: Eukaryota; Metazoa; Chordata; Actinopteri; Pleuronectiformes; Cynoglossidae. The transcript is spliced from 2 exons. The record is from RefSeq and is a predicted model, not a curated record. The annotation marks the transcript as partial.